Messenger RNA from Actinia tenebrosa (Australian red waratah sea anemone), 2366 nucleotides. Its product is annotated as 26S proteasome regulatory subunit 8. Gene Ontology annotation, molecular function: ATP hydrolysis activity; ATP binding. The record is from RefSeq and is a predicted model, not a curated record. Lineage: Eukaryota; Metazoa; Cnidaria; Anthozoa; Actiniaria; Actiniidae.
ACCGAGUCAUUCCAAGAUGGCGGCCGGCAUGGCUGUAAUGCAGUUCCCUACUCAAACAAAUACUAUGAAAAAAGAAGGAAGAACCCCGAGAAACAAAGAACUCAAACAAGAAGUGAUGGAAGUACCUGAAGAGAAACAACAUGAAGGAAUUCAGCAAUAUUAUGUAACAAAGAUUGAGGAACUCCAGCUUGUUGUUUCAGAAAGGGUUAAGAAUUUAAGGCGACUGGAAGCUCAAAGAAAUGAAUUAAAUGCUAAAGUGAGGAUGUUGAGAGAGGAGCUUCAGUUACUUCAAGAACAGGGUUCCUAUGUUGGUGAGGUUGUCAAACCUAUGGAUAAGAAAAAAGUUCUUGUCAAGGUUCAUCCAGAAGGCAAGUUUGUGGUGGACAUUGAUAAAGGAAUUGAGAUGUCAGAUGUGACACCAAACUGCAGAGUUGCCCUCAGAAAUGACAGUUACACACUUCACAAGAUCCUUCCUAACAAAGUUGAUCCAUUGGUGAGUCUCAUGAUGGUUGAAAAAGUGCCUGAUUCUACAUAUGAAAUGGUUGGAGGUCUAGACAAACAAAUUAAAGAAAUCAAAGAGGUGAUUGAGUUACCUGUGAAACAUCCUGAAUUGUUUGAAGCUCUUGGAAUUGACCAGCCUAAAGGUGUGCUACUGUAUGGUCCCCCUGGUACAGGAAAGACCCUUCUGGCACGUGCUGUGGCUCAUCAUACAGAAUGUACCUUUAUCAGAGUUUCUGGCUCAGAACUUGUGCAGAAAUUUAUUGGAGAGGGUGCAAGAAUGGUCCGUGAACUGUUUGUAAUGGCAAGGGAGCAUGCACCAUCCAUAAUCUUUAUGGAUGAAAUUGACUCCAUUGGUUCAUCUAGAUUAGAAGGUGGUUCAGGAGGUGACAGUGAAGUACAAAGAACUAUGUUGGAGUUAUUGAACCAGCUGGAUGGUUUUGAAGCCACAAAGGACAUCAAGGUUAUCAUGGCUACCAACAGAAUAGAUAUCCUGGACUCUGCCUUACUCCGACCUGGUCGUAUUGACAGAAAAAUAGAGUUCCCACCACCAAAUGAGGAGGCCAGACAAGACAUCUUGAAGAUCCAUUCCAGGAAAAUGAACUUGACAAGAGGGAUCAAUCUGAAGAAAAUAGCUGAGCUGAUGCCUGGAGCAUCUGGUGCCGAAAUCAAGGGAGUAUGUACGGAAGCUGGUAUGUAUGCACUAAGAGAAAGGCGUGUCCAUGUCACCCAGGAAGACUUUGAGAUGGCAGUUACUAAGGUUAUGCAGAAAGAUUCAGAGAAGAACAUGUCAAUCAAGAAAUUAUGGAAAUAAGUGUGCUUAAUAAUAAUAGUAUUGAACAUCAUUGGCAAACAGCUCACACAUAAGCUGUUCUUUUGCAAGCUACAUGUAUUUUCACAACUAAAGUGCUGGAUCACAACCAUCUUAUAUCUUUCUCUGUUAAUGUUCAAUGUUGAAUAACUCUGUACAUUGACAGACAAAAUAUCAGGUUCAGAUUCAUCUCAUAAAACAAGAAAGUCUUAUAUCUACUGGGUAACAUCAACUCUGUUACAAGAAGAAUGUGCAUACUGUACCUCUCUGAAAGAGUUUAUUGCUGGGAUGUUGUCUGUACGAGGCAAUGUAUGUCAAGUAUUUAUUGUUCAAAGGCUUGACUGACUUUCAUAUCAACCUUUGAAGAUGUGGAACAAGUUAUACUGGCAAAGGUACCCUGGCAAACAUGAGAACAUUGAAAGUAGUGACGAGCAAAGUCUAGAUACUUGUGGUAAUACAAUAGUUUUGUGAUUUACUGUGGAAUUUUUGUUUGAAUUAAUUUAACAAGAUUUGAUCCUACUUUACAUACUAACAGCAACGUAAAGUAGGGUUGAUCACCAUUAACCAUGUUAUUAUAUAAAGAAGAAUUUAUAUAACAGAAGACUGUAAUGCAAGUGCAAAAAAAAAAAAAGGAUUCUGUCUUAUACUCAACUAGGUGUGCAGUAACUACAUUCCCAAAAUUAGCAACAGUUUUUAACUAAAUACCUGUUUAAGUUGCCAUAUUACUGAGUUAAAUCCUGAUAAUAUACAGUCAUAAACCUAGCUGACAAACACUUUAUAUUAAUAUAUCAGUCAUUGACUGUAUGGUUUAUUGCUUGUGUUAAUUUACUGUUAUUAUUGCCUAAGGGUAAAGCUAGUUCACAUCAACCCCAUUCUAGAACCAUUACUUAUAUCGGACCCUAUGCCUUCGACUCUAUAUACUAGAUCAUGUAGAACUGUGACAAAUUUGGGAAAAAGGUAAAUGUUAUUGAUCAAGCUAGUUAGUAUACAUUAAGUGUGUGUGUCAUAAUAUUUCUUAUUUACUGUGAUGAAUAAAAUGUUUAUUAUUGACAAACAA